CACACAUUCUAUAGACGGGGUGAAUUGCGACGCGCACUAAUUUGAAUUCUCUUCGGGGAAGUUGAGGGUAGUUUUUCUAUUGGAUUUUGUGGUGACUUUUUGUGCAUGGUAUUUUAAACGUUUUUUGCCUGUUUUGUUGACAAGAUGGAUCGAAUGAUGGAUUCGCUGCUGAAAAACAAGAUAAUAUAAAUGACAACAGAUGACAAACGAGAGCAGCAGCAGCCUGGAGACGGCGACCGGCGCGUCGGGCCCGAACGGCCUGACGGUCGCAACGACCGACGCCACCGUCGUCAACAACACCGCCCACACGAACGCCAACAAGCACAUGCAGGACAUGGCAUUGGCCGGCCUGCUCAGCGUCGUCAUCGUCAUUGUCAUCAUCGGCAACACUCUUGUCAUACUCGCCGUCAUCACCACCAGAAGGCUGAGAACGGUCACCAAUUGCUUCGUCAUGUCUUUGGCGGUCGCCGAUUGGCUUGUCGGCAUAUUCGUCAUGCCACCAGCCGUCGCCUACAGUUUAAUGGGUAAAUGGGAGUUGGGCUGGGUAAUGUGCGACAUCUGGGUGUCGCUGGACAUCCUGCUCUGCACCGCGUCCAUCCUGAGUCUGUGCGCGAUCAGCGUGGACCGCUAUCUGGCCGUGACGCAGCCACUGAGUUAUUCAAGGAAGCGACGUUCGAAACGGCUCGCCUUCACCAUGAUCCUGGUCGUAUGGGUUAGUUCCGCACUCAUCACUUGUCCCCCGAUGUUCGGAUGGUACGAACCAGGAAAGCACGACAACAAAGUGUGCAGAUAUAACAGAAAUACAGGCUACGUCAUAUUCUCGGCCAUGGGAUCCUUCUUCAUUCCCAUGAUGGUGAUGCUGUAUGUCUACGUGAAGAUUUCCUGCGUCGUUGCCCAAAGACACGAUCAACUGGCGCACAUUGAAACCAUACAUACAAGAAAGAGCACUAAAUUAUCACUAAACAACAAAGAGGAGUCGGAUGUUGAUCAUCCGUCUUCCGAGUGCGAAGAGCACAAUCUGAGAUGUUCCAGGUACUUUUUCCGUCCCAUAGCUGCAUGUCAUUCCCCUGACUCAGUGACGAAACAGUUCCCGGAGAACCACAGACCAAAACCGAUGGUCGGACAUUCCAGAUCGCUACGACUCAACUACCAGUUCAAUCAGGAGCCGGUCAGUGCAAACAAGUCCUCGAAUCUCUACAGGGCUUCCCUGCCGUUGAGAACCAGACCGGAGUCGCUGCAUUUAGAUGCGUCGGUUUUCAAUUUCGAGCCGGCCACCAGAGUGUCAUCGUUCAGACGGGAGACGAAAACGGCGCAGACAUUAAGCAUCGUCAUUGGCGGCUUUAUCGUUUGCUGGCUGCCGUUCUUCAUAUUCUACUUGUUGACGCCGUUCCUGGAGACAAAUGACGUGAACUCGACGAUAAUGCAGUAUCUCACGUGGAUCGGGUGGAUCAAUUCGGCCAUCAAUCCAUUCAUUUACGCGUUUUACAGUCCCGACUUCAGAAUAGCGUUCUGGAGGCUGACGGUAAAACACUUUUCCAAAACUCGAAGACCUGACUUCGCCUUUCAACAUAAAUGAAACUAUAUUUAUUUUUAACUUAAGUCAAUGUUCCAUUUUAUUAAGGGUUAAGUCUACAUUCUAGUCACUUUUGUAUAAAAUUGUAUAAUUUUAGGAUGUCUAUGUAGGUACCAGAAGAAAUAAAUUUCUUUAUGGA
This is a messenger RNA of Aethina tumida (small hive beetle), 1712 nucleotides long. Its product is annotated as 5-hydroxytryptamine receptor 7-like. Bases 200 to 1576 code for a protein of 458 amino acids. The record is from RefSeq and is a predicted model, not a curated record. The transcript has 7 exons. Gene Ontology annotation, biological process: adenylate cyclase-activating adrenergic receptor signaling pathway. Lineage: Eukaryota; Metazoa; Arthropoda; Insecta; Coleoptera; Nitidulidae. Gene Ontology annotation, molecular function: G protein-coupled receptor activity. Gene Ontology annotation, cellular component: membrane.